Molecule: messenger RNA, 1053 nt
Organism: Drosophila arizonae
Lineage: Eukaryota; Metazoa; Arthropoda; Insecta; Diptera; Drosophilidae
Gene: kraken
Product: serine hydrolase like 2 kraken
Cellular component (GO): membrane
Source: RefSeq, a predicted model, not a curated record
UGUUGCCGAAGCAGUAGCGAAAUUUCAUUGUUUACGAGUGUUCCGCUAUCCGCUCCGAGGCGUCCCUUCCAAAGCAUGGCACAGGCGCGAGUCGCAACAGCAACCUCUUUGAACGACGCAAUGACGGCCAAUACAAACGGUUCAAUGCCAACGUUGGGCGAAAACAGCUGGGAGGAAUUCUCCAUUGAUGUGCCCUGGGGCACUGUUACAGGCAAAUGGUGGGGCUCACGGAAUAGGCAACCGAUUUUGGCGCUGCAUGGCUGGCAGGAUAACUGUGGUUCAUUCGAUAGACUCUGCCCACUGCUGCCGGCGGACGUUUCAGUGCUGGCCAUUGACUUGCCGGGGCAUGGACACUCGUCGCACUAUCCUCAGGGCAUGCAGUACUUUAUCUUCUGGGAUGGCAUCUGCCUGAUCCGGCGCAUUGUGCGAAAGUACAAUUGGAAGAACGUCACGCUGUUGGGUCACUCGUUGGGUGGCGCACUUACUUUCAUGUAUGCGGCCAGCUUUCCCAACGAGGUGUGCAAGCUGAUCAACAUCGAUAUUGCUGGACCAACGGUGAGGGGCGUUAGCCGCAUGGCCGAGGGCACUGGCAAGGCGUUGGACAAGUUUCUGGACUAUGAGACGCUGCCGCAGAGUAAACAGCCCUGCUACUCAUAUGAGGAGAUGAUCAAAUUAGUUUUAGAUGCCUACGAUGGAUCCGUGGAUGAUGAGUCUGUGCGGGUUUUGAUGCGGCGUGGCAUGAAGCCCAAUCACGGUGGCUACCUCUUCUCCCGUGAUCUGCGUCUCAAAGUUAGCCUGCUGGGCCUAUUCACAAAAGAGCAGACGCUGGCCUAUGCACGACAGAUUCGUUGCAAAGUGCUCAACAUUCGCGGAGUGCCGGGCAUGAAGUUCGAAAUGCCCGAAUUUUAUGCCGAGGUAAUUGCAACACUUAAGCAACAUGCUGAGCAUGUGGUUUACGUGGAAGUGCCGGGCACACACCAUCUGCACCUGGUGACGCCCGAACGAGUGGCGCCGCACAUAAAUCAAUUUCUUUUAAAUAAGUAAUAGCAGAUA